Ipomoea triloba (trilobed morning glory) is the source of this 2048-nucleotide messenger RNA. Its product is annotated as F-box protein At1g47056-like. The record is from RefSeq and is a predicted model, not a curated record. The transcript has a single exon. NCBI's taxonomy places the organism in Eukaryota, Viridiplantae, Streptophyta, Magnoliopsida, Solanales, Convolvulaceae. Gene Ontology annotation, molecular function: protein binding. Bases 58 to 1665 code for a protein of 535 amino acids. Gene Ontology annotation, biological process: SCF-dependent proteasomal ubiquitin-dependent protein catabolic process. Gene Ontology annotation, cellular component: SCF ubiquitin ligase complex.
GUUGAGCAAAACUACAAAAAAUAGGCUGUCCAUCGGUUUUCUUAUGGUCAGCUGUGGAUGGGCCAAUUUGCUUCCACAGCCGCCGGAGCUCAAAAUCACAACCACCGGAAAAAAUCCGGCUCUACUGCUAUGGUUACGCCGAUGCAGAGCACUGAAAAAUCCGACGACGUUAUAGGCGACGGCUUAUCCGAUUAUUCAUUUAACAUUCCCGAUGAGUGUUUGGCUGUCAUUUUCCAGUCUCUUAACGCCGGCGACCGCAAGCGGUGCUCCCUCGUGUGCCGUCGGUGGCUCCAGAUCGAAGGACAGAGCCGGCACCGUCUCUCGCUGCGCGCUCAGACGGAGCUCGCCACCGCGAUUCCUUCGAUUUUCUCGCGAUUCGAUUCGGUGACGAAGCUCGCGUUGAAAUGCGACCGCAGAUCUGUGAGUAUCGGCGACGACGCUUUGGUUCUUAUUUCGCUUCGAUGCCGCAAUCUCACUAGGUUAAAGCUGCGGGCGUGCCGGGACCUUACCGACGCCGGGAUAGAAGCUUUUGCGAAGAACUGCAACGUUUUGAAGAAGCUUUCCUGUGGAUCCUGCAGUUUUGGAGCUAAAGGCAUGAACGCCGUAUUCGAUAACUGCUCGUCUCUCGAGGAAUUAUCAGUCAAACGGCUGCGCGGUAUUGCAAACGGUGCUAUGGCCGAGCCAAUCGGCCCCGGCGUGGCCGCCGGAUCGCUCAGAGUUAUUUGCUUAAAGGAGCUUUACAAUGGCCAGUGUUUUGGACCGUUAAUUACUGGAUCGAAGAAUUUGAAGACUCUAAAGCUCUUAAGGUGUUCCGGUGAUUGGGAUAAGAUUCUGGAAGCGAUUUCCGAUCAAAUCACCGGCCUAGUUGAGGUUCAUGUGGAGAGGCUUCAGGUAACUGACGCUGGCCUUGCUGCAAUUUCAAAUUGUUCAAAUCUUGAGAUUUUGCAUCUGGUAAAAACUCCCGAAUGCACAAAUAUUGGAUUGAAAAAUGUUGCUGAACACUGUAAAUUCCUCCGGAAACUCCACAUUGAUGGGUGGAAAACGAAUAGGAUAAGCGAUGAAGGGCUGCUUGCUGUGGCAAAUCACUGCCCGAAUUUACAGGAACUGGUUUUGAUUGGGGUUAAUCCGACGCUUGUUAGUUUAGAGAAACUCGCUACGAAUUGUCUAAAUUUAGAAAGAUUAGCUCUCUGUGGGAGCGAGACUGUGGGGGAUUCCGAGCUCUCCUGCAUUGCUGUGAAAUGUAUUGCGUUGAAGAAGCUUUGUAUUAAGAGUUGCCCCAUAUCGAACUCGGGAAUGGAAGCACUUGCUAGCGGGUGCCCGAGUUUGAUCAAAGUGAAGGUUAAGAAAUGCAGGCUGGUGACUUCCGAGGCUGCGGAUUGGUUGAGGGCUAGUAGGGGUUCGCUUGCUGUGAAUUUGGAUACGGUUGAGGUGGAGAAUAAUCCCGAUGGGGCUGCUAGCGAUGACGGUGUGUCUGAAGCUGGUCAAGAGAACCGGCAGGUGGGUGGCCAAGUUGGCGGUGGUGGUGGUGGUGUUAAUAUUGCUUCGAACAGUACAAGGAGGUCAAAUUCGUUGAGGGCGAGGCUGGGACUUCUAACGGGGAGAAAUUUAGUUGCGUGUACGUUCAGAAGGUGGUCAAGCUUUGGCGGGAGUUCCAGGAAUAACUAGAGAACCCGAGAAGGAACUGAUUGAUAUGAAAUGAAGCAAGAAAGAAGAGCAUUCUUGACCUGUUCCAACCAUUCUGCCUUUUUAGUUAAUUUUUAUUUUUAGUCUCUGCAUUUCACCUUCAUAUGCUUCUUUUUUGCCCCUUCCAUACAUUACAUCUCUAUGAUUAAGAACCGUAGAAUGAUUCGAUAACAUAUCCACUAAACCAAUGCUUAUCUUUUCGAUGUUAUGCCCCUUAAGAUCCCGGGUGGAUGAGUUUUAAGUGGGCAGUGGUUCUUACUAGUUUUCAAUUUCAUUCGAGAAACUAGUUAUCACAAAUUCGUGUGGUGGAGUCGUUUCAGAGUAUCUAUUUUGAUUCGAGAGAAUCGAGAGUGGUUUUCAGUGCU